GAAAAAUUUGCGUUGUGAGCUUUUGAUUCAAAUUUAUAUCGAUUGAUACUUGUGUUGUUGUCUUUGGUGUCAUUGUGUCUACAUUUGUACAUCGAGCUGUUUCUAAUUUUGAAUGAUUGUUUUUUGAAACAUGCAGUCAAGGGAAGAGAGAAACAGGAACUACUUACACAGAAUAAUAAAUGAAAUUGUUCAAAAGAAGCUCGCUGAAUUUUUUAUCACCAAGUGGAACAAUAAAUUCAAAACAACCUAUGGAGAGUGGGAUAACUCCAUACAAAUUGGUAAAAAACUAUACAAUACAGAAUCAACGAGAAAACGACCGAACAAGGAUGCUAUCCAAUCUAAUUUUCAGAAUGGAAAUCCCAGCUGUUGGGAUUGUACGACAUUAUUUGAUGCAAUACUUUUUUCCAACGCAAUUGGAAACAAUCUAAAAUCAUCUGAGAAAAAAGCUUGGGAUGCUGUCGAUGAUCUUCGUGUUGUUCGAAAUACCAUAACCCACGAUAAAACAGUCACUUUAUCAGACUUUGAUUUCCAAGAUCUGGUGAGUAAAAUUGAAAAAUCAUUUUACAUACUAAAUUUUUCCAUUAGUGACAUAAUAGAAAUAAGAACUGAUAGAAACAGCUUUGAAUCUUUUAAAGUUCUUCCUUGUAAGCCCAAUCAUUUUGUCGUUGAACGCUCUGAAUUACGAGAUCAGAUUGUAAAUGAUCUUAAGAAGUUAAGGAACGAGAAUAAUAAUAUGCUUACCUAUUAUUAUAUUUCGGGCAAUAGUGGCAGUGGUAAAUCUCAACUUGUAAGACAAGUUUUCGAAAAAAUGUUUCAACUGUGGGAUUUCGAAAACGAAAUUUCAUUUGUAUGGACUUUUGAUGGAAAAGACGUGAAUUCUCUUUUCACAACUUUUCGUGAUCUUUGUUACCGUUUGAAUUGUGAUAAGGCUAUGCUAAAGAGCGUCUUAGAGGAGCAUAUUGCUCUAAAGGAAAAAGUCAAGAGUUUGCGAUCCUUACUUUCCACAAGAAUAAAACCUUGGAAUAAUUGGUGGGUAGUUGUUGACAACGUUCAUCAGCUGAGCGAAAUCUUACCGUUGCUACCACAAUUAGGUGAAAAUGAGUGGAUGAAUGGACAAAUUUUAUUCACUGUCCAGAACACAGAUGCUGUAACUCAUGAUGAAAUAUUAAGUAAGCAUAUUUCUAUAAGUCAUGGAAUGAACGAGGAAGAAUGUCGUGAGCUAUUAGGUCAUUACACCAAAACAGAAAAUGCAGAUGCGGAUUUGUUAAAGGAAAUAAUGCAUGCAUUAGAUCGUCAACCGCUGGCCUUGGCUGCUGCAGGCUAUUACGUCAGUAGUAUAAACAAAACAAACUAUAGUUUCAGUUGGAAGCAAUAUUUGGAGAAACUGUAUUUGGGAAAAUAUAAUGAAUCAAGCAAUACCCUGGCAAAAGUCAACUCUGUAUAUCCUAAAACUAUGUUUCAAGCUGCAGUUUUUGCUGUUCAACAAAAUGCUCAAAUUUCGACAGCUCUGUCAAAUAUCAUUCGACUUUUUUCCAUGAUAUCUUUUGAUCCAUUACCUCGGGAUUUAAUAGUUUAUCACAUUCAAACUAUUGAUCCUAAUGAAAAAAAGGAAGAUAUAUCUCUAAAAUUGGCACAUUGCUCAUUAUUUUUGUAUUCAGAAAACAACGAUAUUCGUUUGCAUCGCGUUGUUCAUGAAGCUAUAUAUUUCUACCAAUUUGAACUUUUUCAUGAAGAGGAAGAAAAUGAGCAAUUUUGCAACACAAGUUGUUUUCAACAGACAGUAAGUCAAGUUGUCCAAACACUUUACAAAUUUAAAGGCAGAGAUGACCAAGUCUUAUUAAUACCACAUCUUGAAAAAUUUUUAGAGCUGUUAUAUGCAAACAAUGUGAAAAUUGACAUAAAUAUUUUACAAAUUUUUAAAUACUUUGUCAGCACUUUAAGGUACUUUGGAAAAUACAAUAUUGCCUUAGAACUCCUAGAAAAUCUAAGAACACAAAUACGUACAAAAGACUUUUAUGAGACAACUUGGUGUUUGAAUGAGCUUGGUCUUUUACAUCAUAAAACUGGAGCAUAUGACAAAGCUAAAAAACUUCUAAAAAAAUGUUUGGAAAUUCAAGAAGAAAAUCUAAAGCUCGGAACAAAUCAUGUUGAUGUUGCAGCGUCUUUAAACAAUCUUGGUUUGGUGUACGAUUCAACUGGAAAUUAUGACCAAGCCAAAGUGCUCUAUGAAAAAGCUUUAGAAAUUAAAAAAAAGAAACUCGGUCCGAGACAUGUUUUCGUUGCUACGUCGUUGUACAAUCUUGGUAGAAUUUACCAAAAAACUGGACAUUAUAGCAAAGCUAAAGAACUUCAUGAAGAAGCACUGGAAAUACGAAAAGAGUUGCUCGGUGAAAAUCAUGUCGACGUUGCUGCAUCUUUAAUUGAUCUUGGUAUAAUUUACGAUGAACAUGGAGAUUAUGACAAAGCUAAGGAGCUUUAUGAAGAUGCUAUGGAAAUCAAAGAGAAAUGUUUAGGUUCGAACCAUGUUGAUGUUGCUUCGUGUUUCAACAAUCUUGGUUUGGUUUACAAAGAUACUGGAGAGCUUGAUAAAGCUAAAGAAUUUUUCGAAAAAGCUGUGGAAAUUCUAAAAAAAUCACUUGGUCCCAGUCAUGUUGAUGUUGCAUCGCCUUUGAACAAUCUAGGUUCAGUCUACGAAAAAAUUGGAGAUUAUAAAAAAGCUAAAGACCUUUAUAAGCAAGCCUUAGAAAUUAAAAAAAUACGUUUAGGUUCAAAUCACGUUAUUGUUGCCACAACUUUAUACAAUCUUGGAAGGUUGUACAAUAAAACUGGAGAAUAUGACAAAGCUAUAGAAUUUCAUGAAGAUGCGUUGAAAAUUCGACAAGAAAUGCUGUCAGUUCAUGCAGAUGUUGCUUCGUCGUUAAAUGAUCUUGGUUUGCUGUAUAGUACAAUUGGAAAAUAUAUGAAGGCCAAAACGUUGCAUGAAAAUGCUCUAAAAAUUCGAAAAACCGUGUUCGGUCAAAAUCAUGUUGAUGUUGCAGCAUCGCUAAAUAAUCUUGGCUUGGUGUAUAAAGAUACUGGAGAGCUUGAAAAAGCUAAAGAGUUUCAUGAAAAAUCUCUGGAAAUUCACAAAAAAUUGCUUGGUCCAGAUCAUGUUAAUGUUGCAGCAUCUUUAAAUAAUCUUGGUAUGGUGUACGAGAAAACUGGUGAAAAUGAAAAAGCUAAAGAAUAUUAUGAAAAAGCUUUGAAAAUUAAACAAAAUAGUCUUGGUCUUAAUCAUGUUAGUGUUGCUACAACUUUAUACAAUCUUGGAAGGCUGUACGAUAAAACUGGAGAAUAUGACAAAGCUAUAAAAUUUCACGAAGAUGCGUUGAAAAUUCGACAAAAAAUGCUGUCAGUUCAUGCAGAUGUUGCUUCGUCAUUAAAUGAUCUUGGUUUGCUGUAUAGUACAAUUGGAAAAUAUAUGAAGGCCAAAAUGUUGCAUGAAAAUGCUCUAAAAAUUCGAAAAACCGUGUUCGGUGCAAAUCAUGUUGAUGUUGCAGCAUCACUAAAUAAUCUUGGCUUGGUGUAUAAAGAUACUGGAGAGCUUGAAAAAGCUAAAGAGUUUCAUGAAAAAUCUCUGGAAAUUCACAAAAAAUUGCUUGGUCCAGAUCAUGUUAAUGUUGCAGCAUCCUUAAAUAAUCUUGGUAUGGCGUACGAGAAAACUGGUGAAAAUGAAAAGGCUAAAGAAUAUUAUGAAAAAGCUUUGAAAAUUAAACAAAAUAGUCUUGGUCUUAAUCAUGUUAGUGUUGCUACGUCUUUAUUCAAUCUUGCACGGUUAUACCACAAAACUGGAGGAUAUGAAAAAGCUAUAGAAUUUCAUGAAAUGUCUUUUGAUAUUCGAAAAAAAGCGUUUGGUCCAAAUCAUAUUAAUCUUGCUGGGUCUUUAAACAGUCUUGGUAUGGUCUACGACACAAUUCGACAUUUUGAGAAAGCGAAAGAGCUGUAUGAGAAGGCCUUAAAAAUUGAAAAGAAUUGUCUGGGUUCAAAUCAUGUUAUGGUAGCUGCGUCUUUAUUCAAUCUUGGUAGGGUUUACCAUAAAACUGGAGAUUAUGACAAAGCCAAAGAUUUUCAUGAACAUUGUCUAGAAAUUCGAAAAAAGUUGCUUGGUCCAAAUCACAUUGAUGUCGCUACGUCUUUAAAUAAUCUUGGUAUAAUGUACGACAAAAUUGGACAUUAUGACAAAGCUAAAAAUUUUUACGAAAAGGCUUUGGAAAUCAAAAAGCGUUGUCUUGGUCCACAUAUGUAAAUGGUGGUUAUAAGCAACGAAAAAUGAAGAUUAUUUGCAUCUAUAUAACUUUAACACAUUUUACAUGCACAUAUUUAUAUAAUAAUUCAUCUGUAAAUAUUAAAUGCCGCUUAUAGAUGGGAUCUUUGUGGUCAUGUUGAAAAUAAUUGUAUUUAGAAAAAAAUUUAUGUAUAUCUAGACAAGUUCCCAUGCAUACACACCAUUUUUUGUUUAAGUAAGGACGGUAUUUAUCUUUCCAUGAGCGAACUUUCCUUGAUAUACUGAAUAACAUGGUACAUGGAAGUUGCAAAAGUAGAGAAAUAAAUUGUCGGCAUAAAAUGAAUAAAAAGAAAAUUGCUAAAUCUCAUGAGUUGAACUCCAAAGUAAAU
Messenger RNA from Xenia sp. Carnegie-2017, 4653 nucleotides. RefSeq lists its product as uncharacterized. Gene Ontology annotation, cellular component: kinesin complex. Lineage: Eukaryota; Metazoa; Cnidaria; Anthozoa; Malacalcyonacea; Xeniidae. The transcript is spliced from 2 exons. Gene Ontology annotation, molecular function: ADP binding; protein binding. The coding region runs from base 131 to 4285 and encodes 1384 amino acids. The record is from RefSeq and is a predicted model, not a curated record.